Otolemur garnettii (small-eared galago) is the source of this 417-nucleotide messenger RNA. Its product is annotated as 60S ribosomal protein L13a-like. Gene Ontology annotation, cellular component: cytosolic large ribosomal subunit; ribosome. The record is from RefSeq and is a predicted model, not a curated record. The coding region runs from base 1 to 417 and encodes 138 amino acids. The transcript is spliced from 2 exons. Gene Ontology annotation, molecular function: structural constituent of ribosome; mRNA binding. Gene Ontology annotation, biological process: negative regulation of translation; translation. NCBI's taxonomy places the organism in Eukaryota, Metazoa, Chordata, Mammalia, Primates, Galagidae.
AUGGCGGAGGCACAGGUCCUGGUGCUGGAUGGCAGAGGCUAUGUCCUGGGCUGCCUGGCAGCCAUUGUGGCCAAACAGGUACUGCUGGGCCAGAAGGUGGCAGUUGUGCAUUCUGAGGACAUCAACAUCUCUGGCAGUUUCUACAGAAACAAGUUAAAAAACUUGGCCUUCCUCUGCAAACAGAUGAACAUCAGCCCGUCCCAUGGUCCCUACUUUUUCUGGGUCCCCAGCCACAUUUUCUGGUGGAUUGUGAGGGGCAUGCUGCCCCACCAGACCAAGCGAGGCCAGGCUGCCCUGGACCACCUCAAGGUGUUUGAUGGGAUCCCACCACCCUAUGGAAACAGGCAGAAAAGAAUGCGGAGAAGAAAACUGACAAAUACACAGAGGUCUUCAAGACCCACAGACUCCUGGUCUUGA